UAAAUAUUUAAAUUUAAUAUGGAUUAAUAAACAGAAUAAGAUAAGCUUGAAUCAAUAGCUACUCCAGGAGUAUUAGAUAAAUAUCAAAAUGCAGGCAAGAUUGUAAAUGUUGUUCUUGAAAAAGUGAUUGCCAAAAUAUAGCCAGAUGCUGACAUAGCUUCCAUUUGUGCUUUUGGAGAUCAGGAGAUUAAUGGAGAACUACAAAAAGUUUACAAUAAGAAAAAUAUAGAAAAAGGCUUGGCAUUUCCAACAACUAUUUCUGUCAAUCAAAUAUGCGGACAUUAUUCUCCAUUGAAGUCUGAAAACAGUAAUUUAGCAAAGGGAGACGUGGCUAAGAUUUAAUUGGGUGUUCAUAUUGAUGGAUAUAUUGCAAUUGCUGCACACACAGUUGUAGUAGGAGAAGCUUAAGUAGAAGGCUAAAAGGCUGAUGUGAUAUUGGCUGCUUACUAAUCAGUUUAAGCUCUUUUCAGAUCAAUCAAACCAGGUACUACAAAUACAGCUUUAACAAAACUUAUUUAAUAAAUUGCAGAUGACCACAAAUGCACUCCUUUGGAAGGUGUUUUGAGUCACGAAGUCAAGAGACAUUUUAUUGAUGGAAACAAAGUCAUCAUCAAUAGAGAAACCCAAGAAUAAAGAGUCGAUGAAGAAGAAAUUCAAGUCAAUGAUGUUUUUGUUUUGGAUGUGUACAUUACAACUGGUGAUGGAAAGACCAAAGAAUCUGAUUUGAGAACUACAGUCUACAAAAGAGCAUUGGAUAGAUAAUACUAAUUAAAAACUAAACAUGGCAGAGCCUUCAUGUAAGAGGUCUAUGAAAAAUAUCCAUCUUUGUGUUUCUCAUUGAGAGCUUUCGAAGAUGAAAUCACAGCUAAAUUAGCAGUUCAAGAAUGUGCAAAACACGAAUUAUUGAAUCCAUAUCCUAUUUUGAUUAGUCCAAAUAGCAUUGUAGCAUAAUUCACAAUUACUGUUGCAGUUCUAGCCAAUAGCACAAUUUAAAUUUCAGGUUUGAAGUUGGACGAGACUAAAUUCAAGUCUGCUCAUGAUCUUAAUGAUCCUGCCCUCAAAGAAUUAUUGAAAUUGCCAAUGGACAAAGAUUCAUAAAAAAAAAGACAAUAAGAGCAAAAACAAAAAGCUUGAUGAUAUAUAUCAUAGUAGUAAUAUAGGUAUAUUAAUAAUUAUAAAUGCAAAUAUUAAU
Molecule: messenger RNA, 1192 nt
Organism: Paramecium tetraurelia
Lineage: Eukaryota; Ciliophora; Oligohymenophorea; Peniculida; Parameciidae
Exons: 5
Source: RefSeq, a predicted model, not a curated record